AUGAAGUUCAACUUGAUCGCAAUCAGCCUCGCCCUAGCUCUCACUUGUUAUGCCAAGGGUCCUGACAAGCCCAAGAUUAACAAGAAUUGCAGAAACCUCACAGAACAGGACGCUCAAGUAUGCCGCGAUCCAGGCCGUUCUGUUCUUUGCCCUGCGAACGACUUUCUUGGUGCUUUUGGGGGCUGCUGCGAAACCGACGGAUGCGGAAUUCGCUAA
Messenger RNA from Pyricularia oryzae 70-15, 216 nucleotides. RefSeq lists its product as uncharacterized. The transcript has 2 exons. Lineage: Eukaryota; Fungi; Ascomycota; Sordariomycetes; Magnaporthales; Pyriculariaceae. The coding region runs from base 1 to 216 and encodes 71 amino acids. The record is from RefSeq and is a predicted model, not a curated record.